AUGUUUGUAUUACCAAAAAACCCUAGUGCAGAAUUAUGGGAUGGACCAAGAACAGGCAUUGAUGGUGUGAAAGAAUUGUUUGGUGCUGAUGAAGCAUAUGAAAACACUAGGUUUCAGUCAUAUUUCAAAAAGGUUUUAAAGAAUGUAAAGCAUAUAUUCAUGGAUGAUCCAAGCUCAAUGCCAACCUUGAUCAAAAGCAGUGAAACCAAGGCAUUAAUCGAAACUGGGCUGAAGCUGCAGACAAUUUUACCUUUGAGCAAGAUCAUCCAAGAAUUACGUAUGGUAAAGAGUGAUGACGAAGUAGAAAUUAUGAAGAAAUCUGGGAUGAUCAGUUCAAAAGCAUUCAUCGAGGCUAUGAAAUGGACAAGCCCUGGCAAAACUGAAUCACAACUCUGGGCUAAAUUCGACUACGAGAACCGUUUACAUGGAGCUUCCAUAUUAGCCUAUGUUCCAGUCGUUGCAGGUGGCCCAAACGCCUUAUCUAUGCAUUACGUUAGAAAUGAUAUGGAGUUAAAGGACGGUGACCUUGUCUUAGUAGACUGUGGUGGUGAAUAUAACGGAUAUGCUAGUGAUAUCACUCGUACAUGGCCAGUUAAUGGGAAGUUUACUGAACCUCAAAAAGAGCUAUAUCAAGCGGUGCUUAAUGUCAAUAAAGCCUGUAUUAAGCUUUGCACUGAGAGAAAUAAUAUUUCUCUGCAUGGUAUACACGCCCAAUCUGUCAAAUUAUUGAAACAUGAACUCCAAGCGAUAGGUUUCGAAGUGUCAGCUUGGGAUUUGGAACGUAUCCUUUAUCCUCAUCACGUUGGGCAUUACUUAGGGCUUGACGUGCAUGAUCUGCAUGAUCUUGACAGAUCCCGCAAGCUAAAGAAAAAUAUGGUGAUUACGAUUGAGCCAGGCAUUUAUGUUCCUUUUGAUAACAAAUUCCCGGAGAAAUAUCAAGGUAUCGGCAUCCGUAUUGAAGACAAUGUGGUUAUCGGUAAAGACGAGCCCUAUGUCUUAACAUCCACCUCACCAAAAGAAAUUGUAGACAUUGAAUUCUGCUGUAGUAAUAACAACUAA
Messenger RNA from Mycotypha africana, 1059 nucleotides. RefSeq names its product peptidase M24, structural domain-containing protein. Gene Ontology annotation, molecular function: metalloaminopeptidase activity; manganese ion binding. Bases 1 to 1059 code for a protein of 352 amino acids. Gene Ontology annotation, cellular component: mitochondrion. The transcript is spliced from 4 exons. The record is from RefSeq and is a predicted model, not a curated record. NCBI's taxonomy places the organism in Eukaryota, Fungi, Mucoromycota, Mucoromycetes, Mucorales, Mycotyphaceae.